AUGUCGUUGAAGCUUCACACCGGUGAAAACCCUAGAAAAUGGCGUUUCGCUUGGGAAGUCCAGUCUACAUCCCAACCCUCCGAUUGUUCCUCUUCGAUUCGCACACUAACCCUUCGACUCAGUGUUAGAACCUCAAGGGUUCCAAUACCAAGCGUUUUGGUCGAUUCCGAAUCCCCUGUGAGUUUCAAAGCGUUGGAUGAUCACAUUGAGGUCAAGCUCGUCCUGCUUCUUCCUGUUGAUCAUCCUAUUAUCUCAAGCUUCAAUUCCAUUUUGAAUUUGCCUGACGACGUAGAAAAUGCAUCCUUCGAUGCUUCGUCGAAGCUGAUCUCUAUGGAUUCCGGUCGGAUUGAAAUUAUUGCUCAUUCUGUGGUUGAGGCUGCAAAACGCCUUCAUCUGAAGGAGCACACAGUCCAUGAUGGAUCUGGAAAUGUUUUCAAGUUAGCUGCACCAGUGGAAUGCAAGGGUAUUGUUGGCAGUGAUGACAGGCAUUAUCUCCUUGACUUGAUGAGAGUCACUCCUCGUGAUGCAAACUACACUGGACCUGGGUCUCGAUUUUGUAUCUUGAGACCAGAAUUAAUUACAGCUUUUUGCCAGGCCAAAGCUACAGAGAGAUCCAAAACUAAGUCCACGUCUCAAGGAGAUGCUCAUAUUGCCAGUAAUUCUCCAAAUGUUGAUGGUGAAAUACAGAUAAAUGGAUUCAGAUUACCAACGAAGGUUUUGGGACUCGGAGAUAUCGAGGGCAAAGGUUAAUUGUAGAUCGAACUUCUGGAAAGCCGUGUCGGAUAUUAAGUUCAAACUGACUCCAGCCCAAAUAAAGAAGUUUGAGGAUAGCUGUUUUGGCCACUUUUUGAAGGCCAACGAGAUACAAUUUAGUGGCCACAUCGUCAACAGCAUGCUGUAUAGGCAAUGUGUUUGCGACGACAAGGACUCUAUGGUAUUCAAUUUUGGAGGGCGUGGUGCUAGAUUUACACAGAGGGACUUCACCAUAAUUACAGGUCUACGGUUUGGUUACGAACCCAAUAGGCAGGUUAACAUCUCUACUCGUAUUAGUGACACGUAUUUUGGCGGAAAGCGAAAGGUCACUAAUUCGGAGAUAACCGAAGCUUUCCUGACUGCACAGUGUCAAGACAAUGAUGAAGCCGACGAUGAUAGAUUGAAGUUGGCUUUAUUAUAUUUCCUAGAGACGGUUCUUCUAGGCAAAGAAAGCAUGGCCACCGCACCUCAUAAUCACUUGGAGAUGGUGGACGAUUUAGAGUACUUCAAUAACUAUCCAUGGGGUACUUUAUCGUAUACUACCACCAUUAGAUCGUUGAAGAGUGCUUUUGAGCAUAGAGAGUCCAUCGCUUUAAACAAGUCAAAGAGUUAUAGUCUUUGUGGGUUUCCUUUGGCUUUCAUGAUUUGGGGUUUUGAGACAAUUCCUUCGUUGGGUCAAGCAUUCGGAAAGAAGUUGCCGGACAUGGCAUUCCCUCGAAUUCUUAAUUGGCAUUUUUCACAAGUGCCAAGAUUUGAGAAGGCCACUGAACUCUUCGAUCAU
This is a messenger RNA of Ziziphus jujuba (common jujube), 1534 nucleotides long. RefSeq names its product clustered mitochondria protein-like. Gene Ontology annotation, cellular component: cytoplasm. The record is from RefSeq and is a predicted model, not a curated record. Lineage: Eukaryota; Viridiplantae; Streptophyta; Magnoliopsida; Rosales; Rhamnaceae. The transcript has 7 exons. Gene Ontology annotation, biological process: organelle organization. The coding region runs from base 1 to 750 and encodes 249 amino acids.